This is a messenger RNA of Arachis ipaensis, 1969 nucleotides long. Lineage: Eukaryota; Viridiplantae; Streptophyta; Magnoliopsida; Fabales; Fabaceae. The record is from RefSeq and is a predicted model, not a curated record.
CCCCGACGACCAAUGUCACCGCCUCCCCGCCGUCGCCGGCGCUCGUAUCCUCCGCUCCUACCUCGUUGAACUCUACUCCGUUUAUGCCAUUGACUCCGGCGGAUUCCGGUGGGUUGGCGAAGGGGACAUUGACCGGAAUCAUAAUAGGGGCGGUUUUGGGUUCGACGGCGAUGCUUAUCAUUGGGGGCAUUUUCGUCUUUUUCUACAGGAGGGCGAAGAGGAAGAGGAAUCAGGGUUUUGAGAAGAGCAACUACUAUGGUGCUCCUCCUCAACCAAAAGUUGACCAGGGUAGUGGCUUACCUCAGCAAUGGCAAAGUACUCCUUCUCCUUCUACAGAUGGUAAAGGAGGGUUGCCUCCGAAACCCCCUGGGGUUGUGGCAAAUCACCAAAAGUCGUCAUCUGCUGGUAGUCUUCCCACAUAUUCUUCAGCUACCAGCAGUGGUAUUGGGUCUGAGCGGCCAUACAUGUCUCAGUCUUCUGGCAUGUCCUUGUCUCUAUCUCAGAGUACUUUUACAUAUGAUGAGUUAGCAAUGGCAACAGAAGGGUUCUCCGGCUCAAAUCUUCUUGGUCAAGGUGGUUUUGGCUAUGUCCACAAAGGAGUUCUUCCAAAUGGAAAAACUGUUGCUGUUAAGCAGCUGAAAUCCGAGAGUAAACAGGGGGAGCGUGAGUUUCAUGCAGAAGUCGAUGUCAUUAGCCGUGUCCAUCACAGGCAUCUUGUUUCCCUAGUUGGAUAUUGCGUCUCAGGUGGCCAAAGGAUGCUUGUUUAUGAGUUUGUGCCAAAUAAAACACUUGAGUUUCAUUUGCAUGCAAAGGACAGACCGACUAUGGACUGGUCAACGAGGAUGAAGAUUGCAGUUGGAGCUGCAAAGGGAUUGGCAUACCUGCAUGAGGAUUGUCACCCUAAAAUCAUACAUCGGGACAUUAAAGCAUCUAACAUCCUUAUUGAUGAUAGUUUUGAGGCAAAGGUUGCAGAUUUUGGACUAGCCAAAUUUUCAACAGACACAGAUACCCAUGUCUCUACUCGAGUGAUGGGAACCUUUGGAUACCUGGCUCCUGAAUAUGCUGCUAGUGGGAAACUCACAGAGAAGUCAGAUGUUUUCUCCUAUGGUGUUGUGCUUUUGGAGUUGAUUACCGGUCGAAAACCUGUUGAUAAAACUGAAUCUUUCACAGAUGACAGCAUGGUUGAAUGGGCAAGGCCCUUACUUUCCCAAGCUUUGGAAAUUGGAAAUUUUAGUGGACUUCUAGAUCCAAGGUUGCAGACAAAUUAUGAUCGUGAAGAGCUGACUCGAAUGACUGCAUGUGCCGCAACAUGUGUGCGCCAUUCAGCCAGGCGCCGGCCUCGAAUGAGCCAGGUUGUUCGAGCUCUAGAAGGACAUAUUUCUCUAGAGGAUCUAUACGAGGGGGGCACACCGGGGCACAGCAGAGUUUUUGGUUCCUUUGAGAGUUUAAACUAUGACGCCGGUCAAUACAAUGAAGACCUAAAGAAGUUCAGGAAGCUGGCACUUGAAAGCCAAGAACAUGGCACUAGUGAGUACAGUGGACCGAGCAGUGAAUACGGUCAACAUCCAUCUGCCUCAACCAGUUCAGGCCUGCAAAACACACAAGAGACGGAAAGGAUUUAAUCCCAGAUAUUAUGUCCAGCUCGCAUUGACGAGCAUUGUUGGUACAUAUGUGUUGGUAGAUUUUGCAGGUAGAGAAGUAUGCAAUGGCUUGCUUGUGCUCAUAAUAUGCAGUAGCCAAUGUUUCUUCAUUCUUUUUCUUUAAUGAUUUUGCUGUCUAACUUGUUUCUCAAGUAUGAAUGCUGAAUUAUUUUGUAAGCUUUAAUUUGAUUCACACUUUUAUGCUACUAACAUUUACUUAACUGGGAAGGCUAACAUUGUGAUUCAAAAGAACCAAGGAUAUGUAGGGACGAUUCUGUAUUUAUUUGGUUAACUUUGUGAUUAUGCAUCAUAUUAGACUUGGAGAGUAU